Molecule: messenger RNA, 1020 nt
Organism: Cylindrotheca closterium
Lineage: Eukaryota; Bacillariophyta; Bacillariophyceae; Bacillariales; Bacillariaceae
Source: the annotation of a GenBank genome assembly
AUGAAGUUGUACUCAUCCAAAAGUCGAUGCUCGACACUAUCAGCUGCUUGGAUCGCCUAUGCGGUACCUCAUUCGACUAGCCUUGCUUUGAAAUCCAACUUCUCGAGAGCCCAGUUCCUGUCGGCUGGAGCUGCGAGUUUUGUUACUGCAACCAGUGGCCUCGCUACGAAUGCCGAGUCUUGCGACGCCAUGGACAAAAUAAAGACACAAGGAACUAAGAAUCCACGAUACAUUGAGAAAGAGUUGGAGAUGAAAUACGCUGAUGGUCCAGAUGGUAAUCCAAGAAGUAGAGGAAUCUUGGUUCGUCGCUUUACUGGUGAUUCGACUCCAUACUCGUUUCCGGUUUCUCCCAUUCGUUUGGUGAAAGAAUGGCCCGAAAAAACACCCUUUCGUCCAGAAGAUUUUCAGAGAGCCGACAGCCUUGAUGAUUCGAGUUUCUACACCAUCCCACGAUUGGUGUAUCAUAUCGACGAGCCUGCUGUUGCUUCGCUCACACAAUAUUAUCGAAAAAACAUACCAAAAGGUUCGGCAAUAUUGGACAUAUGCGCGAGCUGGGUAUCCCAUUUCCCACUAGAAUUUCCCGAUACGAUGUCGAAAAUAUGUGCUACGGGUAUGAACGCUUUGGAACUAGGAUUUAACGAUCAGCUAACUGGUGGAUUCAAGGACAAAGACCUGAAUGCAGACCCUACCCUUCCAUAUGAUGAUGCGUCUUUUGAUGUUGUGACUUGUGUUGUGAGUAUCGACUAUUUGAUUGAACCAGUCAAGGUGCUCGAGGAAGUCUGCAGAAUUUUAAAGCCAGGUGGGAAAAUUAUCAUCAGCCAAUCCAAUCGCUGUUUCCCAAGCAAGGCCAUCAGUAUGUGGCUUCAGAUGAACGAUCGACAGCAUCUUGAGUUGAUCAAUGGUUAUUUUCAAUAUGCCGGAGGCUUUAAAGAGCCUAGAAAAGCAUUUGAUAUCACAGCAACUCAACCCGACAACUCCUAUUGUGACCCAAUGUUCAUCAUAGAGGCUGUGAAGGCAUAG